AUGGUUAUUAAAAUUAAGAUCUACCUGGCUAUCAGGAUUGGGAACUACUUGAAUAUUAAAAUUAGGAACUACCUGGUUAUUAGGAUUUUGGACUACCUGAAUAUUAGGAUUAGGAUUUACCUGGCUAUCAGGAUUGGGAACUACUUGAAUAUUAAGAUUAGGAUCUACCUGGUUAUUAGGAUUUUGGACUACCUGAAUAUUAGGAUUAGGAUCUACCUGGCUAUCAGGAUUGGGAACUACUUGAAUAUUAAGAUUAGGAUCUACCUG
This is a messenger RNA of Helobdella robusta, 267 nucleotides long. RefSeq lists its product as hypothetical. The annotation marks the transcript as partial. NCBI's taxonomy places the organism in Eukaryota, Metazoa, Annelida, Clitellata, Rhynchobdellida, Glossiphoniidae. The record is from RefSeq and is a predicted model, not a curated record. The transcript has a single exon.